GUUCGUGAAGGCACCAUUUGGCUUUGUGUGCGUUACGUGUGUUUCUGUCAUCCAAAUGCAAAAGGACUCCUCUUCCUGGUGUGGAGUAAUAGCAAUGGAGCGAUGAGAGAGGGGGAGGAAAAGCUGUCCGAGUCGAAGAAACACUGUGUUUAUCUGGAGGAAUGUCUGACGUAAACAAAGCUGCAGAGGAUGGUGGAUCCUUCUCAUCGAAGGUCAUCAACACUGUGUUUGUCGUCCUCCUGCUCGACCUGUUGGGGUUUACACUGAUCCUUCCUCUACUGCCCUCCAUUUUGGACUACUACGCACAAACAGGGGAUGCUGUGUAUCAGUCUCUACAGAGUGUUGUAGACUGGUUCAGGGAAGCUGUUGGAAUUCCUCUGGAGAAGAAGUACAACACUGUCCUGUUUGGAGGCCUGAUCGGGUCACUGUUUUCUCUGCUGCAGUUUCUAGCCUCUCCUAUUACGGGGGCCCUGUCAGACCACUAUGGCAGACGACCCCUACUCAUUCUCACCACUUUAGGGCUGAUGUCCUCCUAUGCGGUCUGGGCUAUUUCCAGGAGCUUCAGCAUGUUUCUUUUGUUUCGGGUAAUUGGGGGCAUUUGUAAGGGCAACGUCAGCCUCUGCACUGCCAUCGUGGCUGACUUACCCUGCCCAAAAGCAAGGAACAGAGGAAUGGCUAUGAUCGGCGUAGCCUUUUCUCUGGGCUUCACCGUUGGACCUCUGAUGGGCGCCUACUUUGCCAUCAGCUCCAGAUCGUCAGGAAACGUCUUCUAUCAGGUCACAGCUCUGCUUGCUCUGGCCUUCAGUGCUGCUGAUCUGCUCUUUAUUUGGCUCAUGCUGCCAGAGACGCUCACCAAGGACAUUAAGACUUCAGCUUCAGGCUUUGGGGACUCCAGAGACCUCCUGGACCCCAGAGACCUCCUGGACCCAUUAGCUUUGUUCCACUUUUCAGCUGUUACCAGGACAAAAGAUCCACCUUCAAAACAAAAAAUGCAGAAGCUCCAAGUGUUAGGUCUGGUUUAUUUCUGUUACCUCUUCCUCUUCUCCGGUCUGGAGUUCACGUUGAGUUUUCUGACUCACCAGCGCUUCCAGUUUACAAGUAUGCAGCAGGGAAAGAUGUUCUUCUUCAUUGGCGUCAUCAUGGCGUUGAUCCAGGGAGGAUACGCUCGUCGAAUCAAACCUGGGCAUCACAUCAAGGCUGUCCGAGUGGCUAUCGUCGCACUGAUCCCAGCAUUUAUCCUCAUUGGGAUGUCAUGGAAUGUAACAGCUUUAUACAUCGGCUUGGCAUUAUACUCCUUUGCGGCAGCCAUAGUAGUUCCAUGUUUGUCGACUCUCGUGUCCGAUCAUGGCUCAGCUAAUCAGAAAGGAACAGUGAUGGGGAUUUUGCGUAGUUUGGGAGCUCUGGCUAGAGCACUGGGGCCAGUUGUGUCAUCAUCUGUUUACUGGAUUGCUGGAGCUCAGACCUGCUUUCUUCUCACAUCAGCAUCCUUCAUCAUCCCUCUGGCUCUGCUGAGUAGAGACCAAAGCCUAAAGGAUGAGUGAUUGAAGACUGGAAGAGCCAACUGAGGCUUUCUACAAACCAAUACUCCAACCGCAGAGACAUGCAUUGUGAUUCAUUGAAUGUAUUAUUUACAGUUCUUGGGAAAGCAAGCACAGAACAAAUUACUUCUUCUUACAUAAAUAAGGAGAGUCAUGUUUUCUGCUUUGUUGAUUAAACAAAAUAAUACAAAAAGAUGAGAGCUGGAUAACAGAAUAAGAGAUGAGUGUAUCUAAUGGCUUUACUGUGCACAUGUAAAUAUAUCACCCAUACAGGGUUGGAUGGGUGGGGGACGAACAAAAUUACAUUUGUCGAGUAUAAAUAUCUUUUUUAAAUACAGUAUUUUAUUAAUCACUUGGAUUUUGUACGCUAACAAAAUAACUUUUUUUUUAGUUGUGUUGAAAAAUGUUGUGGUUAUAUUUUCUUGUUAUUCAAAUAAAAAGUGGGUUGAAAUCUU
Sphaeramia orbicularis (orbiculate cardinalfish) is the source of this 1993-nucleotide messenger RNA. RefSeq names its product major facilitator superfamily domain-containing protein 10. NCBI's taxonomy places the organism in Eukaryota, Metazoa, Chordata, Actinopteri, Kurtiformes, Apogonidae. Gene Ontology annotation, molecular function: transmembrane transporter activity. Bases 162 to 1541 code for a protein of 459 amino acids. The record is from RefSeq and is a predicted model, not a curated record. Gene Ontology annotation, cellular component: brush border membrane. Gene Ontology annotation, biological process: transmembrane transport. The transcript is spliced from 13 exons.